Molecule: messenger RNA, 2927 nt
Organism: Austrofundulus limnaeus
Lineage: Eukaryota; Metazoa; Chordata; Actinopteri; Cyprinodontiformes; Rivulidae
Gene: senp7b
Product: SUMO specific peptidase 7b
Biological process (GO): proteolysis; protein desumoylation
Cellular component (GO): cytoplasm; nucleus
Molecular function (GO): SUMO-specific endopeptidase activity
Source: RefSeq, a predicted model, not a curated record
CACUAUAGAUGACAUGUCAUUUUGGAAAAGUCAAUGGGGCAAGGAAAUAUGGGCAGCACAUGGCAGUGAAAACUGCUUUAUUUUUAAAUGAUUAAAUCUAAAAAGAUCAAUUUCCUGGACGCCGUGGUCAUCUUAGCUUCUUGAUUUUUGCAGGCUGUUAUAAUUUUAACAAACAUACAAUUCUUCAGACAACAGUAAGUUUUUUGAGUAAUUGGAUGAAAAUUUCUCAUUUUGACUAACAGAAUUUCCUGAAGCCCUUCUAAUUUUCGUUGGUGAAUUUCCUACACAUAAAUUAUUUACAUGGCAUACCAAGACCUAUAAAAAGUCCCGUUUUGACUCCUUUCUGUUUUUGUCAAUGGGACAUAUACAUUCGUGACGUCAUCGCGUCACGCGACGUCAGGCACUCUGUUUGUUGUCGCUUGGAUCCAGGGGUUCAAGCAAAUUUAUUGUUUUUAAAACAUUCCUUCUUUUUUGUCUUUUUUUCUGUGCCGGACUGUGUUUGUACUGAUCCUCAUGGACCGACCGGAGACUUCACCGAAGUUUCAGCGGAACCGGGCCGGCGGCAGAUAGCUGAGCUCACCGGUUAGCAGCCAGGCUAACUGCGUAGCUAAGCUAGCUGCUGUAGUGUAGCGUCUCACAGCUGGAGGAUGGCGUCACCUUUUAAGAUCCCCAAGAAAAAACAUCCUUUAGGCUCUGACUCGGCCCACCUGCAUAUGCAGUCUCCGCUGUCCCGCCUCCAUAACUCCGCCUCUCAAAAGGGUUUUGGAGGUCCAUCCAGCAGAGGAGGCACUGACCGAAUGCAUGCUGGGAACUCUCUUGGUUCGUCCACAGUUGGGCUCAGGUCGCCGUUCAGAACUGUUGUCAAAACAUUGCUGGGAAUCAGCAGUUCUAACGGAGGUGGAGCUUCAGGAGCCAAUCACAGGACACCAGGAAGUCGGAGCAGCCAAUCACAGCUGGAUGAAAGAGGGACGUCAAUGUCAAAUGGAUGGCGACCUAAGCGAGCAUCUGACCGCCUGCUGCAGCCCACAGACCUCUCAGAGCACUUGUCUCCACCACAGAAGAAGAAAAGCCCUGAAUGUUCAGGUCAGUUGCUGAAUAAAAACAUCUCUGUAGAGUCUGUGGACUCUCUGGCCGAGCUGCGAGCAGAGGAGCAUGCUGGGAGUUUCAGUUCUUCAGUGUCCCAGAGGAAAACUGAGUCCAGCAAAGAUGUGAAGCAUAAGAAUUUGUCCAGCUCCGAACCAAACCAGACAUCAGAAGACAACUUGGUUUCCCCGCACAGAACCAUGUCUGACUCCUCCAGACCCUGCUCUUCCUCUUCUGUUUCCCCGAUGAAGGUGCUGCCGUCUCAGAGGAAGACUCCUGACAGACGACAGUACUUGGACCUAAAGAAGGAUGUGCUGGAGACACAGAGGGACCGGUGGAGACAAUUCAGAGAGAGGAAGACCAGAUCAUCUGAUCUGCACCUGCGACUGAAGAAACCCAAACAGACUCCGAUUGAACCCAUUGUUCUGUCAAGUGAAGAAGAAGAGGAGGAGGAGGAGGAGCAUGGAGAAGUGGAGAAGACAACACAGAGUAGCAGCCGAGUGGACCAAAAAGAAAACUCUGAGAAACUGCAGGUUUCCACUCAGCUCGAUGCUCCACCGCCCUCCUUCCUGCAGCUGGAGUUCUGCUCACUCCAUGCCGGUCUGAUGGAAGCAGAAGCCAACGGCCCGAUAACAAUCACUGAAAAUGAGAUCAUCAUUCCUGUGAAAGGACAAGAAGACAGCCAGGUGACAGUCGUGGCCUCUCAGCUUCGAGGUUAUGGCGUCUGGGAUGGGGGCGUGGCUCAAAGCGGGACUCUGCUGACUGAAUGGGAAGGCCCCGCCCCUUCUUUGCUUUUCCUGUGGGUGUCAGAGCCCCAGGCCAACCUGCUGCAGAGGGAGCUGUUGGCCGUCCAGAGCUUGAGUGCUGCUGCUAACGCCCCGUCAUGCUGCGUCCUCCUCCUGGUGUUGAAGGAGCAGCUGCAGGAGCUACAGACCGCUCUCCUCACCUCGAUCUUGGACAUGGAGGAGUACAAACAGGCCCGUUCAUCCUCCUCCCCCAUCGACUGGACUGACGGGCUGCUGUUGGUCCACAGCUGUCCUCCUCCUGUUGACCAGCACCUCCUUCGCCUACUGGGACACUCAGCACGAUCGUCACAUGAGGCAUCAGAGGGUGAAGACGUGGACGCGCCACAUAGACAUUUUUACCAAAGACUUCCUGUUCGUGCCUGUCAAUCAAGAAGCUCACUGGUUCUUGGUGGUGGUCUGUUUUGCGGGUCUGGAGGAAGUCCAGACAGAGAAGUUUCAGGCCCGUGCAGGUGGAUCAGGGAGAACCACAAGCAAACUGGAUCUCAGCCUGAAAUGCACCCAGCCGCCGGAGUGCACAGAGCAGGGCUGUGAGAAGGACACGGUGACCAAGAGGCCGUGUAUUCUGGUCAUGGACUCUCUGAAGCUGUCGUAUCACAACAACGUCUGCAGGCUGAUCAGAGACUACCUGCAGGUGGAGUGGGAGGUACGGAGGAAGAGUCCUCGACACUUCACCUCCGACAACAUGAGGAGCUGCAGCUGCAGAGUUCCUCAGCAGGACAACAGCAGCGACUGUGGAGUUUACCUGCUGCAGUACGUGGAGAGCUUCCUGCAGAACCCUGUGGUGGACUUUGACCUCCCGCUGCAAUUGCAGAGCUGGUUCCCACGUCAGCAAGUUCGACAGAAGCGUGAGGAGAUCCGGAAUCUGAUCCUGAAGCUGCACCGGACUCAGUCAAACAAAAAAAACUCCAAAACAUCUCUGAGCUGACCAUCUGGUUGUUGUUGCUGUUAAUCAAUUCUAACUUUAUUUUAUAAGGUUCUGUGAAUGUAAAUAAGUUUUUCUGUUUUUUUAAUGUAUAAAUUAAAGUAUUUUGCAUUGGA